Ciona intestinalis (vase tunicate) is the source of this 3913-nucleotide messenger RNA. Lineage: Eukaryota; Metazoa; Chordata; Ascidiacea; Phlebobranchia; Cionidae. The record is from RefSeq and is a predicted model, not a curated record.
UCCAUUAAUACACAUAUGGUGCAUGAAACACAACGGUAUAUACCGCCCACCCCACAGCACACCCCAUCCAACCAUCGUGAGAGGAUCGACCAACUAUUAGAUCAAUACGAAGCUCCCCACCCACUCCCCAAUAUACAUAACCCUCUAUCGCCACCUGUGGCUGUUAAUGAUGUUUCAUCUAUUUAUGAUUUUGAAUCCGUCAAGCUGGCUGUUGAACAGGAUAUCAAAGUUGUGACGAAAUUUGCGGCAACACAUGUUUCCAUGGCAACCAAACACCAGGGGAUGGACAAAGAAUAUCUGGCAACACUGAACAAGUUGUAUUAUUUAAAGGACACCAGCUUACUAAUGAACAUCGAAUGCCAAUCAUCAUUUAGCCCUGGUCACAAAUGUGCAGGUGCUGGGCAAAUCGAACUUGUGUUUCGUGAGAAAACAUUGAAUGAACAAGUUGCUGCAAAGAUCAAAGCAAACAGAAAGAAGCAAUCUAAGUCAGUGUCAGAUUUUGUAGCAGAAGAAUUUUGUUCCGAGUUAUGUUACGCUUCAUUGCACUUGGAAAGUGUGAUCAGGGCUCUGGAGAAUAACUUGAAAAACCCAACUUUUAAUCAGGACUUAAAAAGUUCCAUUGCAUCAUCUGGUUGCCAGUUAUUCUAUAUGUUGGCCCAGUUAUUCACAGAAGGCUGUAAAUCUUGCAACCCAGUGAAACAUCUACUGUCUAACUGUGUGGAGAUGCUGGGCCAGUCGUUUAUCGUUCGUUCCCCGAACGAAGCUCGUAACAUUCUCCAACAUCUCAUUCUCACUCCCUCCUCUUCUCCUCUCCUCUCUCCUCAUUUUGCUCCUGGUUGUGCAUCCAAGCGCGACAACUCCACCAAUCAGGUGCAAGAGUAUGUUGAUAUGUACAACACGGUUGUAAAGGUGGUGUCAACUACGACUUCGGAUAAUCCAGACGUCUUGUUUGUUUUAAUAACUAAGUUUGAGCUCACGUCUUGGUUGCAAGAAGUUCAGCCUCCCGUGAAAAGUCGUGAAGAUUUAAUGAAAUACGUCGUGAUUGGUCUCAUUGGAUGUAUCAUGAAGUCACGGAAGUAUCAUGAUAAUGAUACAUUGGAUUUACUAACGAAUGCGAUUACCCACAAGCCAUCACAUUCAGCCGUUCAUGAGAUUUAUUUAAACCAUCUGCGUUCGUUGGUCAAAUAUCGAUUCCCUGAGUUGCUGGUGGAUACUAUGAUGUUUCUGUUAGAAGCAUCUCGGACACACGAUGUCACCCCUGCAUGCUGGCAAAGUUUAAUCUCUGUCUCGUUUACUGACUCUCUAUCCCCUCCUGGUGGGGAGAAUGACGAGGCGCGCAAAUAUUCAAUGGAAAUAAAUUGGAACACCCUCGCUCAUUCUAUGGAAAUGUUAACCAAGUAUUUUGAAGAGUUUCGAACAGGGAAUAAAUAUGCAAGCAGGAAAGGCCUCCACGAACACUGGUCACCUUACACGGCAGAAUUAUCAAAAAUAUUCGAAUAUUUCUCGCGUACUUUACUCGUGUUUGAGCGACGUCAACAAAUACCCCUCCUGUUCACCGAGACGAAGCUCACUGAGGACCCCCGGUGGCUGCCAAUACAAAUGGUGUACAAUGUAUUUGAUCCAUGGUUGCGACCUAUAAGUGAUUUAGAUUCAGGCGACUCCCGGUGGCCGUGGAUGGAAAGUCAUCAUGAAUCAGCGUUAAUUAUUGUUGAGUCGUUUAAACGAAUAUUGCAAGAAUUCACGCAGGGAGACAACACAACAGUAUCGCAGCGUUUGUCAUUUAUAUGGAACCAAUAUGCAGUGAUGACCAUACAUACUAAUGGUGUUAUACCACAAUACAUUAUUAAUGCGCAUCAUUUUACACUGGCAACACUGCCAUGGGAGUUGUUUAUCCCUGAUAUUCAAUCUCUGGAUCAGAUGGUCCAGAUCUGCGAUAUGAACGCUGACUCACAGAUGGACUUUUUAUGCCGACUCGUCACGAAAAUCCCAUGGAAAGUAAUUGUUGAAAUGUGCCGAGUCAACGAGCCAAGCAUGACUCAGGAGGGAAAUAAUGCUGAGUCGUAUGACAUCACAUGGCUGCCGGUGACGGGGGAAAUAUUAUGCCGAUUCAUCCAUUUGCUAUUUGCACUUGGGUCCAGCACACAGAGAUUGGAGACGCACCCAGCGUUACUAGAGUUAUACACACAAGUUGAAACCUACCCAUGGUGGUUGAUAGAGUGCGACCAAGUUGAAUUUAUCGCCACCCUCGUUUCCGAUCGUUACGCUUGGCCGGCUGUGCUGCUUCACGCUCCAGCGAGUAAAUCAAUCAAGCAUGACCCAAGGACAAUGGCCAUGAGGUUACUAAAGGUCACAUGUAGGUUAAUGUUGGUUGGAGAGGAGAAAAGAUCAAGCUCACAGCAAACCUCGUCCUCCUACCCACCCCCUAUAAUAAACGAAGCAUCAAUAUGGAUGAAACGCCAAUCAUACAUCCGUUGUGUUGGGAGGAUCCUACAGAAGGUCAAACAUGAGGAUAUGGUGGGGAAGACGGCACAUGUGGUGGGACAGAUGGUUGGUCGGUUGACUGAACGGACAAUGGAAAGUAUUGAGAUGACUUCAACUGGGGACCCCGCCGACACCCCGCACCUAACCUCUCUCAUCUCAACUUUCUUCGACUUUCUAAACUUUCUCCCCACGACCUUUCAUGACCCCGUGAUGUCAUUAAUCACCAACGUACUUUCACGGAACAGUGUGUGCCCGGCUUGUGAGGACUCGCCGCCACGGUCCAAAUGUUGUUUCUGUCAGGAUUGUGUUUACCUUCAAUCUCGAUGUUUUUCUCCGGCAACACUGUUAUCGUGCAUCACUGCUGCUUGUAACAUUGUAACUUGUGCCGAUCACGCUACAAGAAUACUUGAGGCUUCCAUACAAAACUAUCUAAAUGCUUCAUGUGCGCGAUCACGUGACAAAGACGACGUCCAUUGUUGGUGGGAAAAUAUUAUCGGAGCUUUCAAUAAACCAGUGGCAAAUAUGAAAGAUUUCAUAAAAUCAAGUUUGCUUCACGGGAAUCUCCUCACACUCCAUGUGAAUUCCAUGAGUCAGCAUAUGAUUCAUGGUUUCUACGGCAACGAUGAUGUCAUCAAUGAUGAGUCAGCACAUCGGGAGAAACUUUGCGACUCAGCGAUCGCUGACUCAUAUCUUCUAUCGUCGUGGCAACCAAGUGAAGGUGAUGUGAGCAAGUUGUUUGUCAUAUGGGACCAUUAUCUAUAUGUGUGUGACAUCAUAAUGAAGAUGGUUGCUACACAAUCACAACCAGGGUUCACCGUACAUAGUGUGUAUGAUACUGUGGCAUCUAUUUUACCAACCCUGGAUAAGAUGGGUGUAGAUAAAGUAAAGACAGGAAUACUUGGGAGCAUUGGGAUAAGUAGGCAAUCACAGAUUCCCAUGGAAAUCCGAUUAAGCGCGAAAGCGUUAUCCAUGUACGUGAAGCAAUGGUUGGCGAGGUUGGAUACGACGACUGAGUCCCUGGAAGAGGCUGAGAAGGCCUUUCAAGCCCUGCAACAACUGCCAACCACCAACAAACAAUAUUCUCCAUACACCUCAACUAUUGAAGGUAUAUGCAUGAUGAUGUCAUCAGGGGAUUCCCCAUCUCACAGAACAUUUCUCUUCACGCUCAUAAAAAGGUUUUUUCCAAACAAAAGUCACUUAAAACAUAUUAUUUGAUUUCUAUGUUCUGUUAUAGUAUUUUAUGUUGCUUUAUGUUAUUUUUAUGUAGAUAGGGUACAGAAUUUUUUCCUUUCAUUUCUGUUAAUUUAUAUUAAGUAUUUAUGAUUACUAAUGUGUUAUAGAAAAGAUUGAAGUAAAUUAUUAAUUUUAUUUUAAUGUAGUUUUAAAUUUCAAUGUUCUUGUGCAAUAUGUGUCUAAUAAAUUUUGAAAAGUA